This is a messenger RNA of Ostrinia nubilalis (European corn borer), 2453 nucleotides long. Its product is annotated as small RNA 2'-O-methyltransferase. Gene Ontology annotation, cellular component: cytoplasm; nucleus. Gene Ontology annotation, molecular function: RNA methyltransferase activity; O-methyltransferase activity. The coding region runs from base 131 to 1906 and encodes 591 amino acids. NCBI's taxonomy places the organism in Eukaryota, Metazoa, Arthropoda, Insecta, Lepidoptera, Crambidae. The transcript is spliced from 9 exons. The record is from RefSeq and is a predicted model, not a curated record. Gene Ontology annotation, biological process: RNA methylation; siRNA processing; piRNA processing.
GUUUUGACAUUGACAUUUGAAAACAAGCAAGGAUUUUUAUUUUGUAAACAAAACAUGUGAACAUCAUGGGAUUGUCCGAUUUGCUUGGGCGGUGAAUGUUUAAUUUAUGUGUAAAUCUUCAGUUUAAACUAUGAUUAUUGCUCUGCAGACCUUGGUUUUCUUCCGGGAGUCUCUUUUCGCUGCGAUAGACCGGUUGCUCCGGCCGUAUUACAAGCACUUCUCUUUGACAUUCAACCGGCACGGUAAUGUCUCUGACGAUGAGGAGUCCGAAGAUCAUGUGUUUGCGGAGUUUGACGAUGAAAAAGGAGUGGUGUUCUUCCCGCCGAUGUAUGCACAACGGUAUGCGGCGGUCAGCGACUGUCUCAUGGAUGAGCGAUGGUGCGGGCAGCUUGAAAAGGUUGUGGAUUUUGGAUACCAUGAUAUGAGUUUCAUCAAGUAUCUAAAAGAAGUUCCUGGUAUCAAGAAAAUUCUAGGCGUAGAUAUAGAAAGCAUCCCUUUGAGGUGUUCAUCAGACCUGCUUGGUUGUGAAGAGUAUGUGCCUAAGAGAGAGAACCCACUUCAGGUCAUACUGUAUCAAGGCAAUGCAGCAGACCCUGAUUACAGGCUCAUAGGCUGUGAUGCAGUCAUCGCAAUUGAGAUGAUCGAGCACAUGCUCCCACAUGACUUGGAAAGGAUUGUGCACACCAUAUUUGGGUUCAUAAAGCCACGGAUCGCAGUCAUUACCACUCCUAAUGGUGAUUUUAAUCCAUUGUUCAAAGCUUUAGAGAAAAACGGUCUAAGGAGGUUGGAUCACUUUUUUGAAUGGUCCAGAGAGCAGUUCCAUGACUGGUGUAGCAAUAUUGUAGUCCGGUAUCCUCAAUACACAGUUUCCUGUAGAGGGGUGGGGCCAGGCCCUCAGGGUACAAUACACUACGGUUGUUGCAGUCAACUGGCUCUCUUUGUCGCCAAAGAUUACCACAAGCAGCAGGACUUGAAUUUGAACAGCCUUGCUUUAGUACCAAAAGUACCAAGUCCUUUCAAUGUGUGUGAAAUGAUUGGAAGCAUAGACAGUCCUGGUGUGCUAACAGACAGUAACAACAUGCUGUGUUCACCUAACAACAUGGAUUCCUACACCGAGCUUGUGUUCUCUGACAAGCAGUCUUGCGUCACUAUCAUGCUGUCUCCUUCCUUUUCCCUCGAUUCGAUGGAGUGUCGUGAUAACACUGCGCAGUGUAACCUUGAUAAGGAACUAGGAAAGAACUUUUUGUUUGACGAAGAGCCUUGUUUUGGCGUGCUUUGGCCGAGAAGGAAGAACGACAAUCGGGUGUAUGUGAUUGAAGAUGUUAAUAGCAGGUUAAACUGUACAACGCUCCAAGUGAAAAAAUUCUCCAAAAUCACCCAGAAUAUGUUAGCAAGGAACAGAAUAGACUCCCUCGGUCAUACCAGGGAGGUUGUGGAUGAGAUCAAGCACCUAACCAAGAUGUUGAACUUCAAAAACGAAGCAAUAGAUAAGGUUGAGGGCUCCCAGAUAUGGAACAACAUCAACUGGGGUGACAAUGCACCGUACUGGAAUCAAUAUUACAAGAUUGUUAGGGAAUACAACUAUCCCUUUGAGGCGAAAACAGAAGAAGGUCGCAUCCUCGACUUGAUAUCGGACGAGAUAAAUAGGCUUAUAGACUCGCAAUACGAAGAGGACUUCUCAGUCGAUGCCAACAAGCUGGAAAUACCUCUAGAUUACCUGAUGCGAGCUGUUCAACACAUAACUAAUGACGUGGAGAAAGUUAAAGACCUAAUGGAGUGGAACGGCUACGAGAUAGUGGACGGUAUGGUGAUAUACUCGCGACUGGUUCUCGACAACGCGUCGCUCGGAUCGCCGGACGACGAGUGGCAUGACAACGACACGUUCUCUGAAGUAAUCAUGUUUUGAUUGUAUUCACUCAGUUCCCAUGAUAGUACGGCAAAACAUAAGAUCUUAAACUUCAAUUGAUUUUGAACCGUACAUUCAAGGAGUAAAGUUCAAAAUCUAUCGGCAAUCUGCGACAUUUUGCGGCAGGUUGACCUUUUGGUGACUGCAAUAUUUUGCGCGUAUUCGUUUCGUAAACGUCAUUUUUUGAUCUAAUUUUCGUUCGUUAUGAAAACGUUUAUGCGAUAAGCAAGCAGGAUUGCUGCUGUGAUCACCAUGAUUUGUUAUACGUUCGGUCAAGACCAUCAGACGAAGGUCAUGCAUGCAUCACAUCUUUUAUCUUAAUGUUUUUAAAAAGUUUUGCUAUUUAUGUUAGUUAAAUAUUUCUCCCCAUUACUAUUCAUGUAAGGAAUAACGUUUUUGUUGCAUUUUAAUGUUAGUUGUAUGGCAACAUUAAGUUAACGGUUAAAAUAUGUGCCAUUAUUCCUAGACCUAUAAGCUAUUCAAAAAGUUUGUUUUAAUUUAAGAAAGUUAAUAUUGUGUUUUAAGGAAUUAAAGAAAUAUUUUUAUA